CUGGAAGCCUGGGGCCUCCCUGGGGCGCCCCCGGACCCUCCCCGAGGCCUCUCCGGCGCUUCUAUUGGGUUACCGGGCAGCCCAAGAUGGCGCCAAAACGGCCCAAGAAGCCCCCAAGACGCUCCGUAGCCAUUUUGGCUCAAGCUAUUUUGGUUUCAGUGUUGUCGGCCACGAGCUUUAGUCUUCAGUGCACAGUCGCCUCUCAGCGUAUCGUCUCCAGAGAUGGCCCGUGUCGUCGGACUCAUUUGCCUGUUUCAUUCGUUUACUCCGCUUUUGGCAGAAGAUGGGGCCGUGGUUUUCGUCGUCGAUCCCAGCUGGGACUGCGUGGAGAGCUACGUGGCUCACGUACCUCUGCUGCAGAAGUACAAAAUUGUCAAGGUCAUGACACGUCUUGGGACUGCACCCCCGUGCAAACAGGGCCACGCCGAGAUCUACAGGAACUUCACCUUUAACUCGGCGACGCCGAACGACUCCGCUGCCGCCGAAGGCAUCUGCCCCGAGUUGCUGAGCUUGGGCGUUCCUGUCAGGGCUGUCAUCCCGACGCACGACCCUGCGGUGUACCUGGCGGACCAGCUCGCGGCUUGUGUAGGAGUACGGGGGAACCCGUCCGAGGGGCCUUUGGCGAAGGCCAGACGCGACAAGUGGGUCAUGGGCGAGGCCGUGCGUAAGGCUGGGCUCCGCGCUGUCCACGAGAAGGUCGUCUCCACGUGGAGCGAGGCGAAAGCGUACCUGCAGUCUUUGGAUCCGCCUCUGUCCCCUGCCAACCCUGUCAUCUUCAAGAUCCUCGAGGGGUCUAGCAGCGAGGGCGUGAACAAAGUGUACAGCCUCGAGCAGGCCGAGGGCAUAUUCAGUGCCGAUACCAGCGGCGACAGUCACUUUGGAAGCAGGAUCAAGAAGCUGCUCAUACAGGAGUUCUUGCAAGGCGACGAGUACGUUAUCGACUCUGUCAGUCGCGACGGAGUGCAUAAGGUUGUCACGGUCUGGAACGAAGAGCUCCAUCCAGGGAAUGGUGUCUUAGAUUUGUACUACGGCUUCAAAUCCAUGGAUCCGCAGGACCACAAGAUCCAGGCCAUCAUCGAGUAUGCGAACAAGGUGCUCGAUGCCACUGGUCUUCAGAAUGGUGCCUCGGACAUGGAGGUAUUCUGGCUCGAGAAGGAAGGCAGACCUUGCGUCGUGGAUUUGAACGGUCGCUGGACUGCUCUCAUGUGGCACGACGGCCUGGCCCUCGAGAAGGAGACCGUUGGAAACGACCAGAUCACAGCGACCAUCAACGCGUACCUCGACGGAGACGCCUUCGAGGAAAUGCCGCUUGUCCCGUCUAUGAAGCAGCACGGCGCGAUCAUUUUCACAAUGGCUCGCCAAACAGGCUUUCUCAGGGAUAUUCCAGGGCUGGCAGUGGCGAAGGAGCUGCCUUCGUAUUCGGGUAGCUACAAUGAUGGAAUGUUCGUGGGCACGUUGAUUGACAAGCUCCCCACCAGUCACCCUUGCCUCUUCAUCCUGCUCGCUCACAGGGAGAAGGCCGUGGUGGAUGAAGACUACGAUCGCAUCAUCGGCCUGGAGAAUUCGGGCGCUUGGUUUGACAUCAGGCAGUUGCCAGGGAACACGUCGCUCACAGCGUUGCGAUCAAACUUCGACGGUUUGCCAGGCCAGCGGCUGCCAGCGAUUGCUGCGUUAGCGAUGCUCGCAGUUGCAGCCGUGUUCGCCCUCGUCGCAAUGUCGAUGCAGAAGGUCCGAGAUGGCACAGAGUAUCUGGCAAUUUGAUGGACACUCGCUGUUUUCUUGGGACAGGGCACAGAAGAGUGAACCAUUGUAGUUUGUCGCGUCGGAGUGCCGAGUGCAUGUUUGCCUACAGGGGUUCACUCGAGAAUAGUUGGUCUGACACAGGCUGACUCUUCGUCGUGCUUCGCAUUUCUGUUCUGUCUGGGAGUCUGCAUGAGUCUCUGGCACAGACUACAUUUUCAGGCUUGCGUGGAAGGUUCCCGAAUCGAGCAAAACAAUCCGUCCAUUGGCGGAACUCCGGAUUAGAAAAUUUUCACCAAGAACUCUCGGAUCUCCGCGCGGAUGUCUCGCUUUGACGAUGGACACGCCCUCUCUGGCGCGCGGAGCGCACCAGGGGCGGUGCCGCAGGCGCCGCCAGACCUUCGAAGGUUCGGCUGGAAGCCUUUCUGUUGUUCUCUUCUCAAUGGUGCCCUGUUUGGGAGGCAACCUCAAUUUUCAGGACGGCCUGGGCAGUUUCCAGCCAGGGCCAGCACAGUCUGCUAUGCGCCUACCGACUUGUCGAUCCGAGCGCACGCGAUGCAAUUGGUGUGGAGCACAGCCACUCGUCGCUAGGUAUUGACAUGUUAUCGCAUCUUGAAGUCCCCUUAUCGAGCGGUAACAA
Prorocentrum cordatum is the source of this 2380-nucleotide messenger RNA. NCBI's taxonomy places the organism in Eukaryota, Dinophyceae, Prorocentrales, Prorocentraceae. The record is from the annotation of a GenBank genome assembly.